AUGGGCUCCUCACGCUCGCUCCGACGCCUUGCCGUCGCCCUCCUCACCUCCACAGCCCUCGCCCAAGACAAGGCCGAGGUCCUGUCCAAAUGCCUCGACAAAGCUGGUGUCCGCAAUAUUAUCGAGUCUGAUAGCACGUGGAGCACAGAGGCGGUGCAGUUCCAGAAGAGGCUUACACCUUCACCUGCAGCCAUCGCCUUCCCCGAGUCUCGCGAUGAAGUCGCCUCCGCACUUCAGUGUGCGCGCGACGCCGGGGUCAAGCCCAAUGCUCUUGGAGCUGGUCACUCUUUCACUGGCUUUAGCUUGUCGAAUCCUGGUCACUUGGUCAUCAACAUGGCUGCGUUUGACGAUCUCAGCUUCGAUACCAAGACUAACAUCUUGACCUUUGGGGGCGGCACUCAUGUUGGACCAACUGCAAAGUACCUCUGGGAUGAACACAAGCGUCACGUGCCCCACGUGAGAGGCGCGCACGUGGGAGUCACUGGAUCAAGCAUUGGAGGAGGUUUCGGUACUACGUCUCGUUACCUGGGCACCCCCAUGGACAACCUGGUUGAGGUUGAGUACAUGCUCUACAACGGAACCAUCGUCAAGGCAGGCAAGGGCUCUGACCUUCUCUGGGCCGCUCAGGGUGCUGGAGCUUCUUUCGGUAUCAUCCUCAGCUCAAAGACCAAGACCUACAAGCCUGUUUACGACAAGGCCAUCAACUUCACUUUGUCCAUCGGAAGCGUCAGCCCCGAGAACGGUGCAAAGGCCCUCGUCGCUAUUCAGGACUACGCUACCAGCAAGCAGUGUCCUGAUGAGUUUGCUUUCCGAUGGAACAUGUUGGCUCCUCCCUAUGAUGGCACUGGAUACUUCUACGGCAACCCAGACAAGUUCGACGACGUUGUGUCCCCUCUGGUGGCCAAGUUGAAGGCCAUUGACGGCGCCAAAUUCUCUCUCAAUAAAACAGUCCUUCCCUGGUGGGAUCUAGAGGUCCAAGUUGCCGGAGCAGGCAUGAACUUGCCCAAUGGCGGAGCCCUCGGCGGCAGAGCCUUCUAUACCCAAAGUUUGACACUUAACAAGCCUCUCACCCUGAAGCAAGCCCAGAUUCUCUUUGAGAAUACAGCCCUGGCCUUCAAUCGCACCGACUUGACUAGAUUUGGUUACUUGGACUUGUGGGGAGGCAGCGUUUCGAACAAGAUCUCCGAUUCAGACACCGCCUAUGCCCAUGGCAAGAACCUAUGGCUGAUCCGCUGGGACGCCAACUCUCUCAACCCUCCCAGCUACCCUGCCGAUGGUAUCGCUUACAUGAGAGGUCUGAUGAAGCCUUUCGAAGAUGCUCUGGUCAAGAGCGGUCAGAAGCUCCGUGGUUUUGUCAACUAUGCUGAUAGCGAGCUUACGGAGAAGGAAUGGAGCUCUCGCCUUUAUGGAGCCAACUAUGAGCGUCUUAAGAAGAUCAAGGCUCGUGUUGAUCCUGAGGGUCUGUUCACUAACCACAAGCAGUCUAUUCCUGCUCCCAAGUAG
Fusarium sp. VM40 is the source of this 1503-nucleotide messenger RNA. The record is from the annotation of a GenBank genome assembly. NCBI's taxonomy places the organism in Eukaryota, Fungi, Ascomycota, Sordariomycetes, Hypocreales, Nectriaceae.